CUCGGCACUGCGAGCGAGCAAGUUCCCGCACUGACUCAGUGCCCUAUUGACACGGGAGUGAAUAGUGUGUGCGUUAGGUGGGAGGCUGAUCAACGUUGUAUGAGAAAGAAUUCAUACCGUGAUUAACUGAAGUGUUAUUGAAAGGCUGUGCCGGAAAUGAACGGAAAUUAUUGCCCUGGAACACGUACAGCAUUAUAACAAAAGUUAGAGACAAAAAUCUUAUGAGAAUCUAGCAACACUUCUCUGGUUUCGACAUUCAGCAACUUCCAGAAGAUGCUUGGACGGUGUCGCAUGCGCAGAGGAGUGAGCCUUGAGGUCAUAGUGGAGGAGGACGAUAAUGCGGAAGUCAGCUUCGACCCCGUGCCCCUCAUCGAGGAACCCGACGACCAAUACGAGGACAGUGAAACAGGUACAGGGAGUUCUGCGAGGAGCACCCCUCGAGACCACGACGACGAUGACGACGACGACGAAGACAGAGACAGCGAAGAGAGGGAAGAGGGAAUAACUUCGGCCGAAGAGAGACGCAGAAAGAGAGACAGGAGGAGAACAGUUGGUGGCCUUUCACGCUUCCGCUCCGUCUCGUGUGAGGCGUUGACACUCCUGGAUACAAGUGACAUGGAAUCCUGUUGUUCCGAAUGGGAUGACAAUGAUGACCUGGCAACUUCCAGCAACGGCAAUUACGUGACACUGAACAAACCCAUCAGCAGGCGACGCAUUAUUCAAAACAUUCAUUCCCAGUGCGACUCUGAAGACUCCGGCUUCGAGUACCAUUCGAACGAGGACGAUCACGUGCUUGAGGAUCAUUCAAGCAACGAAGAUCAAGCCGAUGAUGAACACGACGAGGGGGAGGAGCGGGAGGAAAGUGAGGAGGCUGAGGCAAGGGCUCGACAAGAGAGAGAAGCAGUCAUGCAACUCAAGUACCACCCAGACGAUCGAGAGGACGACGAAACGACCAUUGCGACACGAUCUGAUGAUGAGGGAAGCACUCGGAUUCAGAUGAACGAGCAACAACAAACCGCUGAUAGCGACAUUCAACCAAGAUCCAACGAGGGUCUAUCUGAAGGACAAUCAUGGCAACAAAAUCCAGCCCGAAGUACCCCAGUUCCAACUUCUAAGUUCUCCUACAGUCCCAAUGAAGCUUUGGAGAACGACAAAAUUAUUAUAGUUGAAACAACCAAUUCAGUUCCUCUCAAAACACAACAGAGCACCGCGGACGCCGCCGAGGAGGAGAUGCAGCUGAAGCGAGAGGCCUACACCAUCAGGAACAAAGAGGUGCGACUCGCAGAACUGCCAAGACCCGACACCGUCAAGAGCGUCAAGCAACUCUUCGAAAACCUCAACACGCCCGUUCAGCACUUCCAUACCUGGAGGGAUUUAGGUCGCUUCAGAGAUAUCAAGUCGAAUCCUUCGAGCAAGAUUUUACGUUUUGACAGAAACGACGGCAACGAAUCCCUUGCUUCCUAUAACCAAUUUUCGUCACUGACUCUCCCACGGCUUCCUAGUCAGACUGGUUUCACGAACACACACACAACAGCCAGGACAGUGACAACUAAUGGAAUGAAAGAUACAGAAAAAAAUAAAAAUAUAACCAGAAAGACUUCCGAAAACCAUUCUAAGACUCCCAUAUCAAACAUCUUGACACAAUUCAUGGCAGCACAACACGGGACGAAAGGCGAAUGUCAGGACAAGGUCAAACAUAAGCACAACAACCCAGCUCGGUUGGUCAAGACGCAGUCGGGGGAAAAGGUCAUCCUCAGGAAGCCCAUCGUCAAGGGCUUCAACGUCAAGAGAGCACUGAUGGAAAACCCAAGGAACUUCUUGCCUUACGACCGCACCACCACCAGUCAAAAGCAACAACAGAAAUCCAACCACAACGACGCACAUAGAUUAACUCACUUUCAUAGGUCACAUCAUCACAGAGAAAUGGCCGACAAAUCGGACACAGAGUCCUUGGCAUCGGACAUAAGCGAAGACAGCGGAGUCAGCAACGACUCCCUGGCAUCGACGUCAUCGUCCACUCCUUUGUCUUAUAGGGCCUUUGAUGCCUACGCUUCGGAUCCAAGUUUUAAGUGGAUAGACCCAUCAGUAAUGGCCAAAAUCCGGGCAGUGGGGACAACGGUGAUCUUUUUCGGCCCCCGACAACGGCCGAAGCAAGAAGGAACGCUUCCAAGGGGAACAACUUCAAUAUCCAGUGGACUUCGGAUCAAUAAGUGUUCUCAAGCCAGUCAAGGUGGUCAUAACUUGUUAAGGUCAAGUCAGGCCACAAGGGCAUCGGCAAAUCGACAAGAGGAGAAGCCUAUACCAAUUCCGGCGCCAAGAAUCGUUGGAGUAGUGAGGAAGCAGUCGUCGAGUAACAACAGCCCCGACACCAGCCAAGCAUCAAUACAAGAGACAGCAGUUGUAACUCCUCCGACUACAGAAACACAUUUUGAUAGUACACCAUCUUCUCCUCCAACCGGACGUUAUGAAGCGGAGACAACGGCGGGCAAGAAAGGGAGAUGGCGUGCAGAGAGCGACACAGUGGUUUACAACUUCACAAAACCUCAGCCCCCGGCAGUUUACUUCUGAUCAUGGACACAAUAUCACCGCAACAACUGAAAGGUGACAAGCAAUAUCAUCAGUAUCCUUGUAAGAAGUUCUGCCUUGAGUUAGCAACAGGAAUCUCUUGCUAAGUUCAUGGUUUCAUUUAUGGAUGUGCAGGAGUGUAUGACUGCCGCUCUUCAAAAGCAAAAUUGUCAAGAAAAGUUCGUCAUUCGGAAUUUAAACGCUGCAACAAAGUGGCACAAAGUUCCGUUGCUGCACCACAUCAAUUAGGCUUAUCUAAAUGAAGGAUGGAAUUUUCAUUCGCUUUACAAGCGAUCUUAACGUCAUUUCCGUGUCAACAAUUUUCAUUUCACGAUUCACAAUGUCAUCCUCGCGUCCUGUUCAUGCUUUGAUUUGACCGAGGUAACUUUUCAUUCUAGGUUCGUACUUUUCUUCCGCAUUUCUGACAUAAAUAUGACUUUCGAGGAAACAAACACGUACAUACAAACCACAGGAAGGAAACAACCUCUCGUAACCUGAUUCAUCUUAUUGUAGCCACCGCCGAAAACAGCCCAAUAUCCGAGGCAAAUCCAUCGAAAUGAAGUUCAGCAAUUAAACUGAAAUACCGCAAUGACAAGUUCGUUCUCCAAAUUAAAUUCAUGCAUAUUCGAGUGGAGAGAAUCGCCUCCCUUCAAAUCUGAAUUUAUAUUUAUGCUAACGGGGUCACUUCUGAUGUGUUGAUCCCCUCAAACCUAAGAUAAUAAUGCAAAUAUAUGAAGAAUAUAUUAUGUACCCCCUACUAUGUACCGAUAUUCAACACUUGAAACAUAUCACAAGCAUCAUUUACGAAUUGGUCGGUUAGCUAGAGGACAACAAAAUCCAUGAUUGCAAGUCAAUAUUAAGGUGGAAUUCACUACAUAUUAUUUCAUAAUAAAACUUGGAAAUACUGAAUAUUUAAAGCCAAUAAAAUUUUAUUAUCAUCAUCUUGCAUCUGAAUCUAAGUCAUUACUUUUAUCUCCCAAUGACCAAAUGACAAAAAUCCAAGAACAGAAAUGAAAGAUAUUUUGCUUCAGCAAAGGAAGGGAACCCUACUGACACUGCAGCAUAAAAAGGCUCAACACUUCACUCUACGAAAUCUUUUCGGAAAAUAAUCUUUUUGACAAUGACGGCAAUUGCAAGUGACAGUGACCAUUAUAUAUUAACUGCAAAGUGGGGAGUAUUUGGUUGAUCAGCAGGAAAUACGAGACAUUUAUCCAAUAUACUUUUGUAGUACUAUUCCUUUCCCAGGAGGUCUGAUGGUACAUCAAGUAUUCUACGCAAAGUUUACCAUCUCUCUCACUGGCGUCAAGACUGAAAGAUUGAUAUACGUUUGCUCACAAUGACAUUCACUGGUUUCUUUGAUAAAAAUGUGAAUAAUAUAAGUAAUAUAUACAUAUUCAUAUAUUUUGUCCAAUAAAAGCGAAAAUCAUACUGUAUCGUUAUCA
Messenger RNA from Macrobrachium nipponense, 4007 nucleotides. RefSeq lists its product as uncharacterized. The record is from RefSeq and is a predicted model, not a curated record. NCBI's taxonomy places the organism in Eukaryota, Metazoa, Arthropoda, Malacostraca, Decapoda, Palaemonidae. The transcript is spliced from 10 exons. Bases 274 to 2568 code for a protein of 764 amino acids.